AUAAGCUUUGUCAUCACGUAUUUCAGCAGUUCGCGAAUACACAUCGAUCGGAAUUCAACAAUUCUAAGUGAUAAAACACACAAGCAAUGGGUCAGGCGUGUGAAAAACAAACUGAUAUACGAGCAUCAGCUCUGGAACUCAUUGGUAACACUCCAUUGGUUGCUUUGGAUCGUCUUUAUACAGGUCCUGGACGUCUUUUAGCCAAGUGCGAAUUCAUGAAUCCAGGUGGAUCUAUUAAAGACCGAGCUUCGUACCAUAUGAUACAAAAGGCACGAUUACGAGGAGAACUUAAGCCUGGAGACCUUGUUAUAGAAGCAACUUCUGGUAAUCAAGGAUGCGGCCUCGCAGUGGCUUGUUCAGUUUUGGGACAUCCCUUGACUCUAACCAUGUCUAAAGGCAAUACCGUACAACGUGCAAUCCAUAUGGAAGCUCUUGGCGCUACAUGCAUUAGAGUUCCACAAGUCGAAGGCACAUAUGGCAACGUGACAAAUGCAGAUCUUAUGGCAGCUAAAGAUAAAGCUAUAUCUAUGGAAAAGGAAACUGGAGCAUUUUUCGUAAAGCAAUUCCUUAAUGAAGACAACAUCGAAGCUCACUAUACCAGCACUGGCCCGGAAAUUUGGCACCAAACCGCGGGCAGAGUGAAUGCUUUUGUGACCGCUGUUGGCACGUCGGGUACUUUUAUGGGUGUUUCGAAAUUUUUGAAGAAACAGAACCCUAAGAUACAAUGCUACGUUGUAGAACCCGACGGCUGUGAACCAAUAAAAGGAAAGCCGAUAACCAAAGCAUCCAAUACACUUCAAGGAUCGAGUUAUGGCGUUGUUCCAGAUCUGUUUAAAUAUGAAGUCAUGAAUGAUACCAUUACAGUCACAGAUGAAGAAGCUGAGGAAUACAUGCAUUUAAUUGGAAAGAAAGAAGGUUUAUAUGUAGGAUAUACCAGUGGCGCCAAUGUAUGUGCAGCUGUCAAGUUGCUAAAAUCAGGGAAGUUACCUAAAAACGCGUGGGUCGUAACUAUUCUCUUUGACACGGGUCUUAAGUAUACUCCCGUACCUGAAUCAUUGAUGUAAACUUUGAUAAGUUAUUAAAUAGGAAAAUAUUGUAAGUAAUACGCUUAGUAAGGAAUGAAGCGUAAAAAUGAUCAAAGCGUAAAUAGGACCUACAGUACUUCAAAACGCUUCAAAGAUCUUAACGUAAAAUUUAUUUAUUAAAAAACAUGUGCUACCAUUACUGAUUACUCUAAUGCGGUAACUAUUAAAUUUACAUCACAUACUAACACAUAUGUAUAGAAAAAAACAACAGAACAUUUAAGAGUAAUAAAUGAAAGUAAAAUUGAAACGUAAUAAAAAAACAAUUUGUUACAGUAUAGCAACUGACAUAAAUCAAACCCUUUUGUCAGUAAACCCCACGGACAGUUAAAAACGUCUAUGGAGUUCAUUACUUUUUUCAUACAUUGUGUCAUAUGUGCCUUUUCCAAGAGGUUAGUUUAGCUGAGGGUACGAAAUUAUUGGUAUAUUGUAACCCACUUACAAACUCACAUUAAGUAAUCAGCCAUUGCUCAACAGUAACUCAUAUUGUAACUUAGUAGGUGUGUACUGGUAGUACUAAGUAAGUGAUAAUUAUAGUUUAUGUAAGUUAUUCUCACGAAUGUAAUUAUUAGGUGUAAAAAUAGGAUACGUUAUAAUGCGAUAUUUUAAGAUACAGAUUUAAUGAAAAAUAAAAAUAAUUUUAUAAAGAGAUGAAAUUCCAUUUAAUGGCUUCGUUAACGAUGUCACAAUUCCCAAAUUUAUAUACAUUUUUAGG
Pieris brassicae (large cabbage white) is the source of this 1797-nucleotide messenger RNA. Its product is annotated as cysteine synthase B-like. The transcript has a single exon. NCBI's taxonomy places the organism in Eukaryota, Metazoa, Arthropoda, Insecta, Lepidoptera, Pieridae. The coding region runs from base 87 to 1064 and encodes 325 amino acids. The record is from RefSeq and is a predicted model, not a curated record. Gene Ontology annotation, cellular component: cytoplasm.